AUGGACAGAAACUACAAAUUCAUUUUCUCAGUCAACAAGCACAAACCGUGGCUGGAGCCCACGUAUCACGGCUUAGUUACGGAGAGUGACAGCACCGUGCUCCUCGACCCGCCACUGAUCGCCCUGGACAAAGAUGCACCUCUGCGCUUUGCAGAGAGUUUUGAGGUGACAGUCACCAAAGAAGGUGAGAUUUGUGGAUUUAAAAUUCAUGGGCAGAAUGUCCCCUUUGAUGCAGUAGUGGUGGAUAAAUCCACUGGCGAGGGAAUCAUUCGCUCAAAAGAGAAACUGGACUGUGAACUCCAGAAGGACUACACAUUCACCAUCCAGGCCUACGACUGCGGGAAGGGGCCUGACGGGGCCAACGUGAAAAAGUCUCAUAAAGCAACUGUCCAUAUUCAGGUGAACGACGUGAACGAGUAUGCACCUGUAUUCAAGGAGAAGUCCUACAAAGCCACGGUGGUAGAGGGGGAGCAGUAUGACAGCAUCCUGAGGGUGGAGGCAGUGGACGCAGACUGCUCCCCCCAGUUCAGCCAGGUUUGCAGCUAUGAGAUUGUCACCCCGGAUGUGCCAUUUGCUGUCGACAAAGAUGGUUAUAUAAAGAACACGGAGAAGCUGAACUACAGGAAAGAGCAGCAGUACAAGCUGGCAGUCACAGCCUACGACUGCGGGAAGAAGAGAGCAGCAGAGGAGGCUUUGGUGAAGAUCAGCAUCAAGCCCACCUGCACCCCUGGGUGGCAAGGAUGGAACAACAGGGUCGAGUACGAGCCUGGCACUGGUGCUUUGGCGCUCUUCCCAAACGUCCACCUGGAGACAUGUGAUGAAUCGGUGGCCUCAGUGCAGGUGAUGGUGGAGCUGGAGACCAGCCACAUAGGGAAGGGCUGUGACCGCGACACCUACUCCGAGAAGUCCCUCCACCGGCUCUGUGGCGCUGCGUCUGGCACAGCUGAGCUGCUCCCUUCCCCGGGCGGCUCCUUGAACUGGACCAUCGGCCUCCCCACUGACAAUGGCCACGACAGCGACCAGGUCUUCGAGUUCAAUGGCACUCAAGGGGUGAGGGUCCCAGAUGGCAUCGUUUCCGUCAACCCCAAGGAGCCUUUUACGAUCUCUGUGUGGAUGAGGCACGGGCCGUUUGGCAGGAAGAAGGAGACGGUCCUUUGCAGCUCAGACAAAACAGAUAUGAACCGACACCAUUAUUCACUCUAUGUCCACGGCUGCCGGCUGAUUUUCCUCCUCCGUCAGGAUCCUUCAGAAGAGAAGAAAUACAAACCUGCAGGAUUCCACUGGAAGUUGAAUCAGGUCUGUGACGAGGAAUGGCAUCACUAUGUCCUCAACGUGGAAAUCCCAAACGUGACUCUUUAUGUGGACGGCGUCUCUCACGAGCCCUUCUCUGUGACUGAAGACUACCCGCUUCACGCAUCCAAGAUCGAAACCCAGCUCAUGGUUGGAGCUUGCUGGCAAGAGUAUUCAGGAGUUGAAAAUGACAAUGAAACUGAGCCUGUGCCUAUGGCCUCUGCAGGUGGUGACCUGCACAUGACUCAGUUUUUCCGAGGUAAUCUGGCUGGCCUGACGAUCCGUUCCGGUAAACUCACAGAUAAGAAAGUGAUUGACUGUCUGUAUACCUGCAAAGAGGGGCUAGACCUGCACAUCCCCGAAGACAGCGGCAGCGGUGUCAAGCUCCAGGCCAACCCCAGUCAGUCAGUGUUGACCUUGGAGGGAGAGGAUGUAGGGGAGUUGGAUAAGGCCAUGCAGCACAUUUCCUACCUGAAUUCACGACAGUUCCCCACACCCGGGAUCCGAAGACUCAAAAUCACCAGCGUGGUCAAGUGUUUUAACGAGGCCACCUGCCUCUCAGUCCCCGUGUUGGAUGGCUACGUGAUGGUUUUGCAGCCAGAAGAGCCCAAGAUCAGUCUGAGUGGCAUCCACCAUUUUGCUCGAGCGGCUUCCGAAUUUGAAAGUUCGGAGGGGGUUUUCCUUUUCCCCGAGCUUCGGAUCAUUAGCACCAUCACGAGAGAGGUGGAGCCCGAAGGAGAAGGGGACGAGGACCCCACAGUUCAAGAAUCACUGGUGUCAGAGGAGAUUGUCCACGACCUAGACACCUGCGAGGUCACGGUGGAGGGAGAGGAACUGAACCGAGAGCAGGAGAGCCUAGAAGUGGACACGGCCCGCCUGCAGCAGAAGGGCAUCGAAGUGAGCAGCUCUGACCUGGGUGUGGUCUUCACAGGUGUCGACACCAUGGCUAGCUACGAGGAGGUCUUGCACCUCCUGCGCUAUCGGAACUGGCACACCAGGUCCUUGCUUGACCGGAAGUUCAAGCUCGUCUGCUCCGAGCUGAAUGGUCGCUAUGUCAGCAACGAGUUCCAGGUGGAGGUGAACGUCAUCCACACGGCCAACCCCGUGGAGCACGCCAGCCACAUGGCCGCGCAGCCGCAGUUCGUCCACCCCGAGCACCGCUCCUUCAUUGACCUCUCAGGUCACAACCUGGCCAACCCCCACCCGUUCGCAGUCGUCCCCAGCACCGCAACCGUCGUCAUCGUGGUGUGUGUCAGCUUCCUGGUUUUCAUGAUCAUCCUGGGAGUGUUCCGGAUCCGGGCUGCUCACCAGAGAACCAUGCGGGACCAGGACAGCGGCAAAGAGAACGAGAUGGAUUGGGACGACUCUGCCCUGACCAUCACCGUGAACCCCAUGGAGACGUACGAGGACCAGCACAGCAGCGAGGAGGAGGAGGAGGAGGAGGAGGAGGAGGAGGAAGAGAGCGAGGUUGGGGACGAGGAGGAUGACAUCACCAGCGCCGAGUCGGAGAGCAGCGAGGAGGAGGGGGCGGAGCCCGGCGACCGGCAGGCUGCGAGCCGGCAGCAGCAGCUGGAGUGGGACGACUCCACCCUCAGCUACUGAGCCGCCCGCCGUCCGUCGCCUUCUUUCCUGCUUCAGGAGGCUCUGCUGUCAUCCCUGUGCCCGCCCCAAGGGUCCACGAUGUACAGAGUCACCCUGGCCAGUAGGUCUGCAGAGCCUCCCCGUCGCCGAUCUCCGCCCACGCUUGGUGUAUAGGGCCCUAGGCUCCCCCUUGCUCCCUCCCUUCGUCCGCCCUGCUCGCUCUUAAGUUAUGUGAGGAGCUGAC
Messenger RNA from Lipotes vexillifer (Yangtze River dolphin), 3115 nucleotides. It is a transcript of the gene CLSTN1, whose product is annotated as calsyntenin 1. Lineage: Eukaryota; Metazoa; Chordata; Mammalia; Artiodactyla; Lipotidae. The record is from RefSeq and is a predicted model, not a curated record. Gene Ontology annotation, molecular function: calcium ion binding. The transcript has 19 exons. Gene Ontology annotation, biological process: positive regulation of synaptic transmission; positive regulation of synapse assembly; homophilic cell-cell adhesion. The coding region runs from base 1 to 2892 and encodes 963 amino acids. Gene Ontology annotation, cellular component: postsynaptic membrane; cell surface.